AUGCCUCAAGAUGGGACUAUGCUGUAUUGCUUUCUGCAAGGCCUGCAGUGGCGAAGCAAAAAGUCUGCCAGAAGGACAACGAGCGAGUCUUUUUGCAGCACCCCGAGUCUCAGCAGCACCGGGACGCCAAGCGACGCGCCUAGUUGUGCCGCCUCGACGACGCAAAGCUUUGUGCAAUCCAAUGAGAGCUCACCAGCGCGCAAGCAGACAUUGAGAGGCGACAGUGGUUGUGCGACUUUGGAACAACUGGAUGACGAAAAGUGCCAGACCGACUCGACGCUGAAGAGCUGUGCAGGACAACGAAGACUUCGCUCAGCACGCAGCGGCAGUAUUCGAGAGUCCUGGCAUAGAUUGUCAGCAGUCAGCAAUCUCAGCAACGCGUGCACGAAUCCGGACUUGACAAGAAAUAUUAGCGUCCCAUUCAACCAUUCCUGCAACUCGCUCUUUCUUCAUCACUUGGAGGAGGAUACAAACACCGCUCAAGAGGCAUCACGAACCUUUGAGCAGCUCUUUGCCGCGCCUAGAUUAGCUCCCUUGCCUCCUCCGACAGGCAGUAGCAAGGCGAAAACAUUCCAGAAAAGUGACGAUGCUGCUCAAGCAAGGAUGAAGGCAAUGAGGAGCUGUCCAAGCAUGCCGACUUUGCGACGCGGUAAGCAGAGGAUGCCGGCGUCUUUUGACAAAUGGAUCGGGACGCUCGAGUGGGAAUUGCAACAUUCUUACGCUAGUCUUCAUCAGGCUGCAACCGGCAGCGCACUGGGCACGAACUUGGGCAGCUACAGCGCUCUAUUCCCUCGGCAACUUUCCGAAGCUGCAUCGCUCCCUACCGAUCAUCAAAGCACGCGCUGCGGGCGGCGAGAAAGCCAGCAAAGUCUCGCGUCGAUGCGAAUGGACCGUCAUGAGCAGCCUAGCGAUUCGAUCUGCAGACAGGGCGCACGAAGACCGAGAGGCAUGUCUAGCAGCAGCAUACAGUCUCUGCCUGUGCAAGUGCAUCGCGCUACCGUCGCGGCUGCUUCUUGCGCCGUAUCAUCGUCCUGUUCGAGCGUCGGCACGAAGAGCCCAUUCGGCCUGGCGUCCUUUUAUGACGCGACGGAAGGCCAUGCCUGCGAGAUGGAGCCACAAGAGUGGAUUGGUGAGUGCGGCAACGACCCGGAGAGUAUGGCCCCCUAG
Ceraceosorus guamensis is the source of this 1167-nucleotide messenger RNA. RefSeq lists its product as hypothetical. NCBI's taxonomy places the organism in Eukaryota, Fungi, Basidiomycota, Exobasidiomycetes, Ceraceosorales, Ceraceosoraceae. Bases 1 to 1167 code for a protein of 388 amino acids. The transcript is spliced from 2 exons. The record is from RefSeq and is a predicted model, not a curated record.